Messenger RNA from Sapajus apella (tufted capuchin), 2325 nucleotides. It is a transcript of the gene ARL13B, whose product is annotated as ADP ribosylation factor like GTPase 13B. Gene Ontology annotation, biological process: non-motile cilium assembly; receptor localization to non-motile cilium. Gene Ontology annotation, molecular function: GTP binding; GTPase activity. The record is from RefSeq and is a predicted model, not a curated record. The transcript has 9 exons. Gene Ontology annotation, cellular component: non-motile cilium; ciliary membrane; motile cilium. Lineage: Eukaryota; Metazoa; Chordata; Mammalia; Primates; Cebidae. The coding region runs from base 293 to 1510 and encodes 405 amino acids.
GUGACGUCAGCCCGUCGACGCGGGGCUUUUCUUUAGCCGAGUGCCGCUAACUCGGCUGCGGUGUUUCUGCGUCUUGGCCAGGCUGUCCCUUGGCUAAGAGGGCAGCCGUCUCGGACCGACGCGGUUGGCAGGGCGGAGUGCUGCGGCCGGCCGCCUUCACCUCCCUCCCGGCUUUUCCUCCCGGCUUAUCCACCUGAGGGGCGCCUCGGAGUGGCGGAGGCCCCCGGAGGAGAGCUGGGUUGCGGGGUCCGCUCCGGGCUCGCAUGGGAAGUGGCGGGAGGAGCGACCCGGGAUGUUCAGUCUGAUGGCCACUUGCUGCGGCUGGUUCAAGCGGUGGCGGGAGCCCGUCAGAAAGGUGACUCUUGUGAUGCUGGGACUUGAUAAUGCUGGUAAAACCGCAACAGCAAAGGGAAUCCAAGGAGAAUGCCCUGAAGAUAUAGGUCCUACUGUUGGAUUUUCAAAAAUUAACCUUAGACAAGGAAAGUUUGAAGUCACCAUCUUUGACUUGGGAGGUGGAAAAAGAAUUCGGGGAAUCUGGAAGAAUUACUUCGCUGAAUCCUUUGGGGUAAUAUUUGUGGUGGAUUCAAGUGAUGAAGAGAGAAUGGAAGAGACAAAAGAUGCUAUGUCAGAAGUGCUAAGACAUCCUAGGAUAUCGGGAAAGCCUAUAUUGGUGUUGGCAAAUAAACAAGAUAAAGAAGGAGCUUUAGGAGAAGCUGAUGUUAUUGAAUGUCUGUCUCUGGAAAAAUUGGUCAAUGAGCACAAGUGCCUGUGUCAGAUAGAACCAUGUUCAGCAGUCUUGGGGUAUGGAAAGAAAAUUGAUAAGUCCAUUAAAAAAGGUCUUUAUUGGCUGCUACAUGUCAUUGCAAGAGACUUUGAUGCCUUAAAUGAACGCAUCCAAAAAGAUACAACAGAACAGCGUGCUCUUGAGGAACAAGAGAAACGAGAAAGAGCUGAACGAGUACGAAAACUACGAGAAGAAAGAAAACAAAAUGAACAAGAGCAGGCUGAGCUUGAUGGAACCAGUGGUCUGGCUGAGUUGGAUGCAGGACCAAUGAAUCCGUUCCAGCCAAUAGCAUCCGUAAUCAUUGAGAAUGAAAGAAAACUUGAAAAAGAGAAAAAAAAGCAAAAAAUGGAGAGAGACAGUGAUGGGUGCCAUCUGAACCAGAAAAUGGAGCCUGAGCAAAUGGAGACACAAGGCCAGGUUAAUGACGGUGGCCAAAAAAAUAAUGAAUUUGGACUAGUAGAAAAUUAUAAGGAAUCAUUAACACAGCAGUUAGAGAAUGAAGAUGAGACAGACCAGCCAUCAUUAGAAUCAGCUAAUGGUAAAAAGAAAACUAAGAAACUAAGAAUGAAAAGGAACCACCGGGUAGAACCACUUAAUAUAGAUGACGGUGCUCCUGAGAGUCCAACACCACCCCCACCUCCUCCUCCUGAUUUCUGUGGGAAGCCGCUGCCUCCCCUGGCUGGGCCACAGCGACCUAACAGUGAUGCUCAUGAUGUGAUCUCAUAAACAAGUCAUACUGGCAAGGUGAACUGGGACAUUCUUCUUUCUCCGAAGAAGAAACAUCCUGAAUAGUGGUAACUGGGACAAGAUAACCAUAGCGAUUUUAGUGAGAAGAUUAAUACUCAAGGACCUGACUUGAUAAUUACUUAUUUGUGUUUUUCAUGGUUAAAAAAGAAAGGAAGCACAAUGACCAGUACAUAAAAUCAGCAUUUGGACCAAAUUAGCAAGAUUUAGUAUUGACUCUGGUUUACACACUCCCACUCAUGAGCAUACUUCUGAAGGAAAACAUUAGAAAAGAGCCAGUGGACUCUGCACUUUCUUUAUUUAAGUCUGUAUUUCUAGAUAUUAAGUGUUUUUUAAAAGAUACAUGCACAUAGAAGGGGAACUUCUAGGAAUUUAUACCCAAAAUUUUAAAACUAUUUUUAUAUUUUUUUAAACUUUAAAAAUUUUAAUUACUAUGAUAUUGAUUAUAUACCUUUUUAAUAGAAGAUUUGUUUAAAUUGUGUCUGAAAAACAGUGUUAAUUUACUUUCAGACAUGAACUAUACAAACAGGAUAUAUUUAUGUGGCUUGAGGUAUGUUUUGUAAUCCUUUAAGUGUACAUCCUAAUUUGACCUAAUUUAAAAAUAAUAUAUUUUUGAAAUAGUAGAUUCUUAGAUCUUUAUUCUACCAAUUAUAUGAUUUGAAAACAGUACUCAGUGACAGAGACUGGAAAUACCUUUUGUACCUAAAUGUUUUUGAAAUUAAUUAAAACACAUUCUGUGACAUACUAUUAAAAUAUCUCGGGGCCAGGCGUGGUGCCUCAUGCCUAUAAUCCCAGCA